Microthlaspi erraticum is the source of this 342-nucleotide messenger RNA. NCBI's taxonomy places the organism in Eukaryota, Viridiplantae, Streptophyta, Magnoliopsida, Brassicales, Brassicaceae. The record is from the annotation of a GenBank genome assembly.
AUGAUGAUGAAGUCGUUGAUUUGUCUCUCUCUCGUCCUCCUCCCUCUCAUCUCCGUCGUGGAAGGCGGUCUUCUCGGUGGAUGGAAGCCGAUCAAGGACGUAUCGGAUACGAACGUCGUUGAUCUCGCCAAGUAUGCGAUUGAAGAGCAUAACAGGCAAUCGAAGGCGAAUCUGGUGUUCGAGAAGGUUGUUCAGGGGAAGGAGCAAGUGGUCUCCGGUAAAAAGUACGAUCUGACCAUCGCGGCGAAGAGUUACGGCGGUGCGUCGAAGAACUACCAGGCCAUCGUGCUUGAAAGGGCGUGGGAACAUUUCAGGAACCUUGAAUCGUUCAAGGCAUUAUAG